Molecule: messenger RNA, 1458 nt
Organism: Adineta steineri
Lineage: Eukaryota; Metazoa; Rotifera; Eurotatoria; Adinetida; Adinetidae
Source: the annotation of a GenBank genome assembly
AUGGGUACAAAAAAACCAACAAAAGCAUUACCAAGACCACGAUUUGCUCUAGCAAGAUUCUUUUUCGAUUUAACUACAAAUCAAAAAUUUGAUAUAUUUAUAAUGAUAUGUAUUUUUCUUAAUAUGCUUUGUAUGUGUCUUGAACAUCAUAAUCAAAGUGACACUUAUGAUCAUGUUCUUGGAUAUAUUAAUAAUUUUUUCGUUGCCAUAUUUACUGUUGAAUGUGGUAUGAAAUUAAUUGCAUUAAAUUUUAAAUAUUUUACUAUUCCAUGGAAUGUAUUCGAUUUUGUCAUUGUUAUUGCAUCCAUUCUUGGACAAGUAUUAGGAGAACUUAUGGCAAAAUUUUUUGUUAAUCCAACAUUAUUACGUGUUGUUCGUGUAGCACGUGUUGGACGAGUCCUACGUCUUGUUAAAGGAGCAAAAGGUAUUCGAACACUACUUUUUGCAUUAGCUGUUUCAAUGCCUGCUCUAUUUAAUAUUGGUCUUCUAUUAUUUCUUGUCAUGUUUAUCUAUGCAAUAUUUGGUAUGUCGUUUUUUGCAUAUGUACGAAAGUCAGCUGGUGUAACAGAUUUAUUUAAUUUUGAAACAUUUCCUAAUUCAAUGAUUGUACUUUUUCAAAUGUGUACUACUGCUGGUUGGUCUGGUGUUUUACAAGCGUUAACAAAUGAUAAACCACCAGAUUGUGAUCCAUAUAUAAAAUCUCCAUCGAGUAGAGGUGAUUGCGGAUUAACAGCUAUUGCAAUACCAUUUCUUGUUAGUUAUUUAAUAAUUAGUUCACUUGUUGUGGUUAACAUGUAUAUUGCCGUCAUCUUAGAAAAUUUUUCACAAGCUCAAGAAGAUGUACAACAAGGUUUAACUGAUGAUGAUUAUGAUAUGUAUUAUGAAAAAUGGCAAUAUUUAGAUCCAUCGGGUUCACAAUUUAUACGAUAUGAUCAAUUAUCAGAUUUUGUUGAUGGUCUUGAAGCACCACUACAGAUUCCAAAACCCAAUCAAUUGUUACUUGUUGCUAUGGAUUUACCAAUAUGUGCAAAUGAUCUUAUGCAUUGUGUUGAUAUACUUGAUGGUCUCACAAAAUACUUUCUCGGUACACUUGAUGUACCAGCAGCAAAUGCAGAAACAGAUGGACCAAAUGAUAUGAGAAAAGAUCGUCCAAAAGAUUAUCAUCCAAUAUCAUCAACAAUUCGACGUCAACGUGAAAUUUAUUUAGGUCGAAUGGGUUUAAAAGGUUUUCGAUCUAAUGUUGAAAAACGUCGACAUGAACGAGAAUGUCGUGAACCAAUACUUGAACGAGCUCAAAUUGAUGAACUUAUUGAAUUAGAUGAAUUAGGAACUCCAAGUUUAGAUUUACAUCAUAAUCAUACUUCAAAUUUAAUAAUAAGAAGAUUAUCAAAACAACAACAAACAACUGAUUCUAAUAGAUCAUCGACUUGUUCUUUUGACGCGAGAUCAUCAUGUUGA